This is a messenger RNA of Danio aesculapii, 2225 nucleotides long. RefSeq names its product Rho related BTB domain containing 2a (gene rhobtb2a). Gene Ontology annotation, molecular function: GTPase activity; GTP binding; protein binding. Gene Ontology annotation, biological process: small GTPase-mediated signal transduction. The record is from RefSeq and is a predicted model, not a curated record. The transcript has 10 exons. NCBI's taxonomy places the organism in Eukaryota, Metazoa, Chordata, Actinopteri, Cypriniformes, Danionidae. The coding region runs from base 51 to 2225 and encodes 724 amino acids.
UCCGAAAAUGAAGUUUAGUCUCAGUUUACCUCAGCCUCCAGCCACAUCCGAUGCAUUUCUUCUGUCGCUUCCCCGAAUCGGCCGAGCCGAUGCAGCACUUCCCUGUGAUGCGGCACCGUUUUAUGGAUUCUGACAUGGACUAUGAGAGGCCAAAUGUCGAGACUAUCAAGUGUGUGGUGGUUGGGGACAAUGCAGUUGGAAAGACGCGGUUAAUCUGUGCCCGGGCCUGCAAUGCAACGCUUACACAGUACCAACUACUUGCCACACACGUGCCCACAGUCUGGGCAAUAGAUCAGUACAGAGUCUGCCAGGAGGUUCUAGAAAGAUCCAGGGACGUGGUGGAUGAUGUCAGUGUGUCUUUACGUCUCUGGGACACCUUUGGGGACCAUCACAAGGACCGCAGAUUUGCGUAUGGCAGGUCUGAUGUGGUGGUGUUGUGUUUCUCCAUUGCAAACCCAAACUCACUGCACCAUGUAAGGACGAUGUGGUAUCCUGAGAUCAAGCAUUUCUGUCCCAGAGCUCCUGUUAUCUUAGUGGGCUGCCAGCUCGACCUGCGCUACGCUGACUUGGAGGCAGUGAACAGAGCUCGACGCCCACUGGCCAGACCCAUUAAAUCCAAUGAAAUACUGGCACCAGAGAAAGGUCGUGAGGUGGCUAAAGAACUAGGUGUCCCAUAUUACGAGACCAGCAUAGUUGCUCAGUUUGGGGUCAAGGACGUUUUUGACAAUGCCAUUCGUGCGGCCCUCAUCUCCCGUCGUCAUCUGCAGUUCUGGAAGUCACAUUUACGAAACGUUCAAAGGCCACUCCUGCAAGCCCCCUUCCUUCCACCUAAACCUCCUCCGCCCAUUAUAACAGUUCCUGCUCCUCCAAGUAACAUAGAAGAGCAUCCGAGCCGUCUGUUGGAAGAUCCACUGUGUGCAGAUGUGAUCUUAGUCCUCCAGGAACGCCAGAGGAUCUUCGCCCAUCGUAUUUACCUCGCCACAUCUUCUUCCAAGUUCUACGAUCUCUUCUUGACUGAACCUCGGGGCACUGAGGAGACCGAACGGGAACGUGAACGACCUAGAGGACCCCCACUUUCUGGUCGUGAUUUGCUGAUGCGCGCAGCUAGUUUUGACAUUUGUGAAAGCAGUGACGAUGGAGAUAGAGCAAACUUGCGUGCGUGUACAAGUGAUGGAACUUUAAAAGGUGAUGGCGAUCGUCGUGGUCGUCUGCUUCCUGCAUUGAGUCGUGCUUUCAUUAGCAUCCAAGAAGAAAUGGUGGAUGACCCUGUGACUUUCAAUCCGAGAAAAAUGACUGUUGUGCACAUGGACCCUUCAAUGCAACCUGGUCCGUUCAGAUCAGUGCUGCGGUACCUGUACACAGGCAAACUGGACGAGCGGGAGAAGGAGCUAAUGCAGGUGGCUCACAUUGCUGAGCUGCUGGAAGUGUUUGACCUGCGCAUGAUGGUGGCUAACAUUCUGAACGAUGAGGCAUUCAUGAAUCAGGAAAUCACCAAGGCCUUUCAUGUGAGAAGAACCAAUCGGGUCAAAGAAUGUCUGGCCAAAGGGACCUUCUCUGAUGUGGUGUUCAAGUUAGAUGAUGGCACCAUCAUGGCCCAUAAACCGCUUCUCAUCUCAAGCUGUGAUUGGAUGGCAGCCAUGUUUGGUGGACCGUUCGUGGAGAGCUGUACAAAAGAGGUGCUGUUUCCUAACACUACGCGGAGCUGCAUGCGUGCUGUGCUGGAGUAUCUCUAUACGGGACGCUUCUGCUCUCGGCCGGAUCUGGAUGCCAUGGAACUCAUUGUACUCGCAAACCGUCUCUGUCUGCCUCACCUGGUCGCGCUGACAGAGCUGUACACUGUGACGGUUCUGACUGAAGCUGCUAUGAUGGGAGCUGAUAUAGAUGGAGAUGUUCUGCUCUAUCUGGACAUGGCCCAGUUCCACUGUGCUCUUCAGCUGACCGACUGGUGUCUUCACCACGUCUGCACCAACUACAACAGAGUCUGUCGCAAAUUCCCUCGUGACAUGAAGGCCAAAUCUACAGACAACCAGGAGCAUUUCGAGAAACAUCGCUGGCCUCCGGUGUGGUAUCUGAAGGAAGAAGACCACUACCAGCGAGCUCGCAAGGAGCGCGAGAAAGAAGAUUACCUAUACCAAAAGCGGCAGUGCAAACGCAAGUGGCUCUUCUGGAAUCUACCUUCCUCACCAUCCUCUCCGUCUUCACCUGGAUCCUCUGCAGUCAUCUGA